AUGGAUUACAAAAAGGGCGGCGGACUAAUUCUCUCCUCAGAGCGAGCGCAGCUGGUUGACGGGCUGUGGACAAUUCAAAAGUACGGUGAUUUCGCUCCUGGGGAUAAGCGACUGGCGCGUGUGUUUGUGACUGGCCGAGUAGAGAUGCGACAACUUGGAGGACUGUUUAAAUUGUCUUUUGAUGGCUUGGCCGUGCAGCGACUGGCAGAUAAUCCUUCGCAAAGCCCUCUUAAAGCAAAGGUGUUCCUUACUCGCAAAAAGGCAAAAAAGCGCAUGGCAGAUUUGGAAGAAACGGGUUACAGUGUGCCCAUCUCACGUGAUUUAGAUAAGAAUGGAUUCGUUUGCAGUGGAGACGCGACCCUGGGCACAUUUGACUUGACACUGAGGAACGCACCCGACAACCCGCUACUUUAUCGCGGGCUAUGCAUAGCAAAAUCUGCCCAGGACACGCCAUUGACAGAAGAACCUGCGGUCUAUGGAUUCGUGAGGUUCGUUGACGACCGACCGCAGAUAACUACAACGGAGAAUGUCCUCGGUCUCCAUGAGAACGAGGAUUUGAUGGGGAACAAGACUAUUAUGCAUGAUGGCACAGACUCAAAAUACAAGCCAAUCCAGGCAUACACGCGCACCGCACUGCGCAGGGUUAUUGGACGUACAUUUCAUUGAUUGUUACCAGAGGCGGAACUGGCUGUCCCCUAGGCGCGAAAGGCAUGGAAGGCGCUCGAGCUUGCUGAAGAGCAGCAAAUCGGCUUCGAUGAGUUUAAACGCGCCCUAGAUCUCCUUGAUUUGACACUUCUAGAAACACGUGCCAUGCGACUUUUCGAGGCUGUUGACCUAAAUCAAUCAGAUCAAGUUGGCAUUACAGAAUUUGAGAUUGCUCUCAUGAUAAAUGAUAGUAAGUUUGCAGUAUAAUAUAAUAACCUCACCAGUCGCGAUUGGCCCAUCCUAUCUAACCUUGUAGGUACCCCAGAUUUGGGUCUUACUCCAAAUGAUGCCUUUCGUAUGUUCGACCUUGAUCAGACUGGUAAAAUAACAAAAACGGCGUUCCGGAGGGUUAUUGGCGCUCUGGGGGCGGGUGAAAAACUACCCGGGAAGACGGUGGACAGUGAGGAACGAAAGAUGGCAAUUGAGGCAUUUUUUGACAAACUCGACCUGGAUAGAAGUGGCGAAAUCAGUUAUACCACCUUUAGAAGCGCCUGGGUUAAGCUGGUAGAUGUAAACACAGAGUUAACGAAGAGACAAAGAAAACCGUAUUCAGUCCCAAGGGCUCUUCAAAUGUUCCAGUUUUUGGCUGACAUACUAAAUCGUGCAGCUCUUCUCACACUAUCUGCAGCAGAGGAGGCGGAGGAGAAGCAAAGUUUCCAACGCGCGAGACAACAUAUAGAUCGGUUGAGAGUUGAAGCACGAACACGCCGAGAUGAACACCGUCGAGCAAGACAAGCGGAAAGGGAGCGUGUGUCACUGGUAGCAGCCAAAGACAUUGCUCUCCGAAACAAGGAUAGAGCCGCGCGGCUGGUACAGGAGCAAAAGUUGAGAAAUAAGCAGCGCGCUGAAGAGAAAUUGAUGAAAAAUCGCCUGGAAGCAGAGCAGGCUGCAGCGAAGCGCCGAGAGAAUGCAGCUUUAAAAGCAGAGAGGAAAAAGCGAGAAGCCGAUCGUGUUGCUAUGAUCAGGAUGGCCGGUGCAGAUCGCCUGGACUGUUCCCGGCGAAGCUAUCGCUUGCUACCAGCAGAGCUGUACAUAGGACGUGAUGCGCAAGAGGGACUAGCGGACCUAGUAAUGUUAGACCUCGGAGAAAAUUGUCUCGAGACCUUACCAACAGGAUUCCUUAUGUGGUUCGCGUCGCUGAGAUAUCUCAGGCUUACUGCGAAUCGCCUGGAGUAUCUCCCAAAAGACGAAUUGGGGGAUAUGGGUCAACUAGAGGUGUUGAAAGUUAAUAGCAACAACCUCAUUGAUAUUCCAGAUUCUAUUGGUGAGCUAAGUAUGCUCAGAGAGUUGCGUGUGAGUAAUAAUAACCUCAGGAAGUUGCCAAGUUCAAUUCAGCGCGUUGUGUCUAUUGAAUGCCUCAGUGCAUCUUCCAAUCAACUUGUUUCACUGCCAGACAUGUCUGGGUUGCAAUUCAUGAGAGAUCUCUGUUUGCGGGGAAACAAGUUAUUUGAACUACCAGAAUCUCUACCCGACAUGGUGUCACUAACAAGGCUGGACGUGCACAAUAAUCAGAUUCAUAAAUUACCUCAAAACAUCGGAGAUUUAAAAAAAUUGCGUGUACUUAACAUUAGCGUGAAUCGAGUAACAACAUUCCCAGAUAGUGCAUCUGGCUUGAGUGGCUGCGAAUCUUUUCUCCUGCAGGAGAAUGAAAUUCUUCAUCUUGGCGUUUGGGCUGGCGGGUGGAAAUGUGCCUCGUUUUUAGACAUAAGGGGCAAUAAGAUUGAGCAUGUUGACCGGUCUGUGGGUUCUCUUCGAAAUCUAACCGUCAUACGACUGGACAAAAAUAAGAUAGAGCAACUUUCUCCACAAAUAGGCCUCGCCCAGUCACUAGAAGUCUUGCAUGUUUCUGACAACAUUCUAAAGAAACUCCCCGUGGAACUUGGCGCCCUGGCGCUACUGCACACUUUAAAACUAUGUAAAAAUUUCAUUUUUAAGCACCUGCCAGAGCAAUUGGGACUGCUCAGGUCGGUGACUGACUUGGAUAUCUCUCAGAACAUGAUUGAAUCACUCCCAGACACAAUUGGUGGACUUGGAGAGCUUGUAAAACUCAACUUGGCGCACAAUCGGCUGUCAACUGUACCGGAAACUAUCAUCCAUUGCACGCGAUUGCAUGAACUCUAUCUAUCUUCAAAUCACAUUAAGCGAUUGCCGAUGCACCUUGGAAAGUGCACUCCUCUCCGCAUUCUUGAUCUUCAGUCUAAUCUCAUCGUGGAAAUACCUGCAAACCUUGCAUGCCUGAUAAAUCUUCGAUCUCUACACCUUGGGAAAAAUCUUUUGCGGGCCCUGCCUCUUGAUAUCGUCUAUCUCUGUGAGACUGUAGAGAAGCUUAGUUUGGAUAGAAAUCCAUUCACUGACCUCCCACCUAGGUGGGCCAAAUUUUCAGGAUGCUCUGCGCACGAGCGGAGCCUUUGGCCUUCAGGUUACAACAACGAGCUAGCAAUUUCCUGGGUAAAGGACCAUUCUGCCUUCUACCAAGCUGCCUCUGAAGAAUGGCAGAUGACCGGUCCCAUGCAUGUAUCCAGCCGAUCAAAUCUUGCCGCUUACGAGGCUGCCGUCAAGAAGCGCUGCGGCCCUGCUUGGCAGCCUCACCUGCUUUCUCUUGUGCGUGCAUACUAUUUCAAGGCAAGGCAUACUGGCAGCUGUCCGAAGUUUAAUUAUUUAACAGCAAUAGAAUCAAAACUUCGUUCCAGAGCCAGAAAAAGAAUAGCUUCAAUCCGCAAUAGCCGCCAUCGGGUGGCACUUGACGCUGCAGCAGAAUACAAUACUGUUUUAACAGAACUAUACCAUAGCAAUCUUCUGUGUCGCUUGGGUAAGAUUCAAGACCUUGGGCAAAUCAGAAGAAAAAAUAGAGUCUCGCGCCACUCGAAACCGAGAAAAACUAUUGCUCUCAAACAGGCUCAUAUACUCAAGGCCGAUCAGGAUCGUGAAGGACGGAUUGAAUUGGAAGAACUCCACGCGCACCUUUGGAGCUCCUUUGGGUGUCCAGCUGAUGGUGAGCAUUUUUUUCCUUCAGGAUUUACACGAUGUUGACAUUAAUGCAAGUCAGUCAGGGACAUGUACAAGACAACCCGUCUCCGGAGUUCAACCAAGCAAAUGGAUCUAGCGCCCCUGGCGCCUGCUGUAGUCUGCUGGCGAGGAGGACGCAAAACGAGAUUGACCGUGUUGUCUCUGAAAUUAGAUGUGAGCUCGAAGACGCGCCUAUAAAGAACUUUUGGAGCUCGCUGGCCAGGUUCGAGCCGAUUCAGCGAGACUGGGUCCGCUAGAGUUUGCAUGGGUCCGGCGCGCCUGCGAGCCGUACCUUUGAUCCCUUUUUUAUUCUAUUCCUAAGUAUUGCGCACGCGCAUUUAAAAAGGGGAAUAGGACACCUCGCGAGCGGCAGCCCGGGCCCUAGCGGC
Messenger RNA from Pelagomonas calceolata, 4100 nucleotides. The record is from the annotation of a GenBank genome assembly. Lineage: Eukaryota; Pelagophyceae; Pelagomonadales; Pelagomonadaceae.